AUGCACAUAAUCAGUCAAGGGCUUUUUCUCAAAUUCGGAAAGCACAACUAUCGAAGUCUGAAGAGAGAGUUAAACUCAGAGAAUGUCAUAAGAUUCUUGAGAGGGAUGAGCACGUUCAGAGGAGAUAGCUCAAAUGAUUACCAGAUCUCCUCCUCCUCGGAACGCGCAAGGGUGGCAGCCAAGCCCUGUCAGCGCAUGGGCACUGACGAUCCCAUUCGGCUUUCCGCCGAUCGUAAUUAUCGGUCAUCCCGAUUUUCCAAUGACGACCGUAUUCGACAAAGGCGUACAAAAAUCCGGGCCCAUCUGCUAACGAUACGCCGCUCGCUCUUCGCGAAACGUACAGAGCUCGGAGUCGUUCAGCGGAUCGUAGGCUGGUCAUUCUGUGUUCUGAAAAGCCGAGCGACGUUGGCAGCGGUGUUGGGAGGCGAGGAGUCUGGAAGUGAGAUUUGGGAGCUGAGGACCGACAGAGAGAGUCCUCCACGAAGCAGAGACACGGGAGAGUAUUGGAGAAAGAGGCGGGACAGGAAGAGGGCGCGAGGAAAAGGCGCGGGAGCAGUGGAUUCAAGAGCAAACAAGGGCUACGAUCACAGGCCAAAGGUCGUUGGAGAAUCGGAACUGGCAGAGGUGGUGUGGACGACGUGGUGCUGGCAUCGGACAUGCUAA
Lentinula edodes (shiitake mushroom) is the source of this 663-nucleotide messenger RNA. RefSeq lists its product as uncharacterized. The transcript is spliced from 6 exons. The record is from RefSeq and is a predicted model, not a curated record. Bases 1 to 663 code for a protein of 220 amino acids. NCBI's taxonomy places the organism in Eukaryota, Fungi, Basidiomycota, Agaricomycetes, Agaricales, Omphalotaceae.